AUGGUGAAAGAUUAUUUAAAUGAAUUGAAGAUUCAUUGCAUUUACAUCGACAGAGGUUGUCACGAAAUUGUACAGCUGGAACAUCUUGACAACCAUGAGGCUACAUGUGGAUUUACACCAGCCGUUUGUGCAAACCAAGGCUGUGGUGUAACUUUAAACCAGCAUGAUCUUAUUCACCAUCAAAGUGAACUAUGUGAAUUUCGCAAAUUGAAGUGUCACUCGUGCGGAGAAACGACGAAAACGUUGGCAAAUAUGGAGAAAAGAAUAGUGAAUGUCGAGAAGAAUAUAGCGAUUUUGGCGACAAAUGAAACAAUGAAAACGAAAAUAGCGAAUGUGGAGAAGAAUCUCGAGAAGAAUAUGGAGAGAAAUGCGGCAGAUAUGGAAGGAAAACUCGAAGCAGUGAAUAAUGAAGUAAGAGGAUUGAAAACAGCUUUGAUUAAAGGUUUUGAUGAAAUGAAGGACGUUCUUGUCAAGAUGGAGGACAAGAUAGAAGAAAACACAAGAAAAGUACGAAAUACAGCAAGUGGUGAUAAGGAAAAUAUAAUUGUUGCUGGAGGUGCCUGGAAUGACUCUGUAGAGAUAUUUAACUGGCGUCAAAGAACAUGGUCGCCAUUACAAUCCUUGCCAAAGCAGCGUUCUUCAGCGACUUCGUUUGUUUACAACAAUCAUGUGACAAUUGCUGGAGGUCACUGUUCUGGCUUUGUCGAUGAUGAUAUCACUAGAAUGAAUAUCAACCCAAAGCCUGAUCUCUCAGUGCACUGGAGUAACUGUCCUGUUAAACUGCUUGCUAAGUUGGCAUGCCACAGCAGUGUGCUGUAUAAUGAUCACUUGAUAGUCACAGGUGGUCGUAAUGGAAACGGAGUAUCUGACUGUAUUCAUGAAGUCCAGCUAGUGUCUUCCUAUGCUGUGAAGAUUUUAUCAAGAAUGCCAGAACCAAGACAGUAUCACAGCACGCAAUUAUUUGAUGAUAACUUGUUCAUCGUUGGUGGAAGUACAACUGACAGAUCUCAAGACAGCCUCAGCAGUGUGGUAGUGUAUGAUAUAAAGAAGAAUGAAUGUAAAGAGUUGGCACCACUGCCGUAUGAAGUGAGUAAGAUGGCAACUGUGAGAUGGGGAGACAACAUCGUUGUUAUAGGCGGCGCUGACAAACGUGGCAAAGCAUUAGAUACAGUUAUCAUUUACAAUGUCAAGACUGAACAAAGUCACUUGUUGCCGUCAAUGAGAUGUAAGAGACGGGGAUGUACUGCAGUUGUUAUUGGAAACAACAUUGUUGUACUGGGAGGACAGGGUGAGCAAGGAACCUUGAAGUCGGUUGAAGCUUUCAACUUUGAAAGUUAUACUUGGCAAGGACUUCCAGAAAUGUCUCGAGUAAGAAGUUUUCACACUGCUGUUGUUGUGUGAACAAUGUGAGAAUGUUGAACUCAUUUGUUAGGAUAACAAGUUGACUUUAAUCAUAUUAUUAACAUUUAAAUUAAAGUAAAAAACCUGUAGGAAAUUGUAGUAUUAUACUGUGAUAGUUUGGUAUGUGUAAUCAAAAUUAUAUUCAGUUUUUAACCAAGUAUAUGGUAAUAUUGAAUUAAUUUUUUGAGUGAAAAGUAUACCCUAGUCAAACAAGGAUGAGAGUUGUAACUCUCGCUCGCGUUUGAGCGCCAACAUUCAUCAACUUUCAUCAACUUUAAGCUGGUUUCAAAUUUUGAUCAGAAUUAAUGAGAGUUGACGAGAGUGUUUGCUGAUUUGAUCAGUAAUAUAUGCAGUCAACUCUUGUUAACUCUCAUGCAAUUCUUGUUCUUAUUUGAGAAAAUUCUCUUGGAAGCAAACUGUCGUUUGGCAAGGCUGUAAGCAAAUGAAUAAAAUAUAUUAUGUACGAUUCCAGGAGUUAAUAGCACAGGAUACCUUGAAAUUCACUGCAAAAAAUUCCUUAUUUUGAAUGAAAAAUUUAAUUAAAAGAACGCACCCACAUGAACUCCAGCUGGUGUUUCCCUAUGCUGUGAAGACCUUAUCACGAAUUCCACAACCGAGACAGUUUCACAGCACGCAAAGAUUUGAUGAUAACUUGUUGAUCGUUGAUGGCAGAACAACUGACAGUUACCAAGACAACCUCAGCAGUGUCGUACUGUAUGAUAUAAAGAAGAAUGAAUGUAAACAGUUGGCAUCACUGCCGUAUGAAGUGAGUGUGAUGGCAACUGUGAGAUGGGGAGACAACAUCGAUGUUAUAGGCGGCGCUGACAAACAUGGCAAAGCAUUAGGUACAGUUUUCAUUUACAAUGUCAAGACUGAACAAAGUCACUUGCUGCCGUCAAUGAGAUGUAUAAGACGGGCAUGUGCUGCAGUUGUUAUUGGAAACAACAUUAUAGUACUGGGAGGCAUUGGUGAGCAAGAUCGUUCCUUAAAGUCAGUUGAAACUUUCGACUUUGAACGUUAUAUACUUGGCAAGAACUUUCGGAAAUGUCUACAGGAAGAUGGCUUCACGCUGUUGUUGUGUGAACGAUGUAAUAAUGUUGAACUCAUUUGUUUAAAAUAA
This is a messenger RNA of Paramuricea clavata, 2521 nucleotides long. Lineage: Eukaryota; Metazoa; Cnidaria; Anthozoa; Malacalcyonacea; Plexauridae. The record is from the annotation of a GenBank genome assembly.